Molecule: messenger RNA, 1271 nt
Organism: Oppiella nova
Lineage: Eukaryota; Metazoa; Arthropoda; Arachnida; Sarcoptiformes; Oppiidae
Source: the annotation of a GenBank genome assembly
CGUCGACUUAAGGCACAGUGAGUGCUGUGUCGAGGACUGGGAGGCAGUGAUAGCCAGCGGUUCAUAGCAAUAGGACUGCAAUAAAAGCGCAUAAAAGCCGGCGAAACACCACUUCUCCUCUCUUUCUCGUCAUUUAAAACUAAAUUUAAUUUUUACUCUCAUUUUGUUUCUUAUUAUUUAUUAUUCAAAUUAAUAGUUAAUAUAAAAGUUGUAUUUAUUUCUAAUUAUAUCGCAAUUGAAUUGAUAACAAAAAAGCAAUUUAUAAGUCAUUUUGAAAACACGCUUUCAUUCAUCCGUUUGUGAUAACAAAGCAAUCGUUUCCUUCAUUAACCCAAAAGACAUUUAACUCCCGAAGAAGACAUGUAUUCAACGACAGGUUUAUUAGUAUUAUUGGUGUCAGUCGUGGGCCUCGCGAUGGCGUCGGACGUAUUGGACCUGAGCUCCGGUGACUUCAAGGCGACCGUCGGACAGCACGACACCAUUUUGGUGGAGUUCUUCGCCCCCUGGUGUGGACAUUGCAAACGACUGGCCCCCGAGUACGAGACGGCCGCCACCAGUCUCAAGAACAAUGACCCGCCCGUCCCUCUCGCCAAGGUCGACUGUACCACCGAUGCCGGCAAAGAUAUCUGUUCCGAGUAUGGAGUCACUGGCUAUCCCACGCUUAAGAUCUUUAAAGGCGGCGACUUUGCGUCCGAAUACGGCGGACCCCGAGAGGCCGAUGGCAUCGUUAAGUACAUGCGAUCACAGGUGGGACCCGCUUCCAGACUCGUCGAAAGUCGCGCCAAAUUAGAGGAGGCAUUGAGUAAAGCGAAGGAAGUGAUCGUUUUGGGAGUUUUUGAAAAGGACGACAAGUCUGCAGUUCAGACCAAAUUCCAGAAGAUUGCCGACAAAUUGCGCGAAACCGUUAACUUUGUCCACGUCUUCACCGAUUCCGUCGCCGACGUGUUUGAUCUGAAGGUUUUCGCGGACCUGAAGGCCAAGAAGGCGCCGACCAUUCUUCUCGUCCGACCCAAAGAGCUUAAGAAUAAGUUCGAGUCAAAUGUGGUUCAGUAUAGCGAUGGCGAUGUCGAGGAGUUCAUAAAAACUAAUUUCCACGGAAUCGUUGGCGUCAGGACUCAGAACAACAACCAGGACUUCAAGGUAAUGAUGGACUGGAGUAGUGAUUGUGUGAUUGCAUUGACAACCGGGUCUUCGCCACACUAAUAGCGGUGAAUCAUUACCACAUUAGUGCCAGAAAUCUAUGAUUUAAAGACCAAUAUUAAUAUAUCGCU